GUGUUAUUUUUUUAGCGCCUUUAUAAACAAUAACAAAAACAAACAUUUUAUUAUUAAAUCCAUUAAAUCACCGAUUUUAUUUAGUUUUCUGCUUCUACAAAAAGCUGAUUAGAGUGUAUUUUAUCAAAAUCAAAUGGAGAAGCUCCUGAAGAAUUGCCUAGACACCUUGUACUUGCCACCGUUUCUCAACAAAUCCGGCGUUUAUUAUGCAACGAGUCGCAAUGGUUGCUACUGCACGAGAUCACGGUGCAAUUGCCUCCAACAUCAGUCGCAGCAGCAGAAGCUGGAGGAGCGACGAGAGAGUAGUGCUGCUGCCUCUGCAAAGAUGAAGAUGUGGGAUUUGGAGCGGAGGAACUUUACAGAUCAACGGCAAAUGUAUGAGGAUUGCCAUGAGAAGCGUUUGCUGAGAACAUCCAGGAAUGAUAUGGGAAUCUUUGUGCCGUCUGUUGCAGCAGGAGGCGGCAGCAGUGAGGCAGAAUGUUGGGAUGACAAUGCUAUACUCGACAGUGAAUUGGACAUUGACACACUGUAUGAGUUGUGUGAGUUCCGGGAGAGGAAUGCCACAGAGUGCAUGGGCUUGUCGAAUCGUUUGCGAUUUCGACGGAAGAAUCGUCCAAGUAAAUUUGGUGUAGGUCACAAAUGCCUCCACAGGUAUCGUGUUGAUGAGAAACUCCAACCCAUGCCGAGAUUAGCAAAUGCCCGUGGAGAGAGUUUGUGUGAAAUUUGCGGUGGUAUUUCCAAAUACCUCCGUGAGCAUACAGUUGAUGAAAUUAUCAGCAGAGAUCCUCACAUGGGUGACAAGGAGGCACCUGUAGUUGUACUCGAAAUGCCCACCGUGUGAAUCUUCUUGAACUUCCACCUGUCCAGGGAGAGCCUUGAGGUGUGGACAACACGGCAAUUGGGCAUUUUUUCCGGUGGAAUUUCACACAUUUCAACGCGACACGGUGAAGCAAUGUACAGAGAGAGUGAGAAAAAAAUCAUUUGGCUUACAAAAAAGUGCAAGCACCGCCACAACACACAGAGAGGCUCCUGACCAAUGUGCUAAGGUUGAAAAUAUGCUCCGCGGGGGGAUUUGUUUGGGGCAAUGCUGUGAAUGAAUUGCGUGUAUUGUUGACCAACGACGUAGUCCAUAUAAAUAGUGUGGACAGCCUUUGGGGGAGAAACAGUCUGCAACAGCCACCUGAUCACGAAGGUGCCAACAUCGUUUCCACCACUUCACCAGCAGCAGUAGCAGCAGCAGCAGCAUACUUUUGCAACAUAUUAAAGUAAAGAAAAAAAUAACGUUUUAAAGUGAAAAGGCCAGAGGUGUGAACUUUUGUGUCCAUUCAACACUCGCUGCAAUCUUCCAAUGAUUUUGUCGUAGAUUAUUAUCUUGCUGAAGAGCUGCAGAGAGUAAAAGUGAUAGUUUUUUAUUUUAUAUUAUUAAUUUAAUAAUUUAUCGUGAGAGGAAAAACACAGAGUGAAAUAAUUGCAAUAAUAAUAUUAAGUAAUAUCACAGAGAGAAAAAAAAAAGUUUUAAAGUGCGUGUGUGUUGACGACGAGAGAGAGAUAAAGAAACGAAGAGAUUUCACCCAAAAAUAAAAGCUAAAAUAAGGAAGGAAAGAUGCAUAAAUCAAACAGUUUUAUUUUGUUAACAGUAAUUGGAUUAACACUGGGCAAAGAGUUGCCGGAUGGGUUCAAGAGGUGUCGAAGGAAUGACCCCAAAUUGGGACAAUGCCUCAUGCAGGCUGUUACAGAUGUCCUCCCACAGAUGAAGAAUGGUCUUCCAGACUUUGGGAUUCCCUCAAUUGAUCCCUUGGCUAUCAAUGCUCUCACCAUUCAGCAGGGAAAGAAUUCCCCAAUUAAUCUCAAGCAGGACUUCAAGAAUAUCCAACUGUCGGGCAUUUCAGAGACACGACUAACAAAGUACAAUCCCGAUCUCAAUAACUACAUCCUCCGGUGCGAUGGAUUGACACCACGCGUGGACUUUGUGGGUGACUACACGAUGGAUGGGCGAAUUCUUUUGCUGCCAAUUACCGGAAAGGGCAAGGCGAAUAUCACAAUGGUCGGCCUGAAGACUGUGCAUGAACUCAUCGGUGAGCCAAUUAAGAAGAAAGGCGAGGUGUACAUACGCUUCAAGGAGUACAACAUAAAAUUGCUGCCGAAACGAGUUUACCUCAACUUUGAGAAUUUAUUCAAUGGGGACAAAGUGCUCGGGGAAAAUAUGAAUAGGUUUAUGAAUGAAAAUUGGGAAUUGAUCUUCAAUGAGCUCAAAGGUGGCUACGAGGAUACCUUUAGCUACGUCUUCAAGGAUGUCACCAAUAAAAUUUUCACCAAAGUUCCCAUGAAUAAGAUUUUCCUUCUUGAUGAGUGAAUCUUGUGCUAUUUUUGUUUUUUAGUUGUAAUAAAAAGCAAAAAUAGAAGAAGAAUAUUGUACGUUCAGCCCCGAAUUAGAAUUAAAUAAUAUUUUCUCUUUAAGUGUACAUAAUUUUUUUUUAAAUGCUUUUUCAUGAGUUGUGAAGGAAAGAUAAAAUAAAAAAAAAUACAUAAAAAAGAA
This is a messenger RNA of Lutzomyia longipalpis, 2536 nucleotides long. RefSeq names its product protein takeout (gene Jhbp12). The transcript has 4 exons. NCBI's taxonomy places the organism in Eukaryota, Metazoa, Arthropoda, Insecta, Diptera, Psychodidae. The record is from RefSeq and is a predicted model, not a curated record. The coding region runs from base 1604 to 2353 and encodes 249 amino acids.